GGAAGCCUCGACGUAUCUUUCCUCUCCUCCCUGGUUGACCCGGACUCUGCAAGUACUCCGCCACUACUCUUCCAACCAUGCAUACUAUGACCACCACAUCCUUUGGAAUUGGAACCAAUCAACCAACCACCAGUGGUGGAAGUGGAUCAGUCCAGCACUCCAGUCGCAGCUCGCACCAGCAAGCCACCAACUUCCCUGCUGCCACUCACCUCCCUCUCCGACCUUCUAGCUAGCCUUCUGCUAUAAGACGAGCCACUCGCUCUGCCCUCUCCGUCUGCUCACACGCAAGCGCAAACCAAGCUCCUCCCCUUGCUAACCACUCCUUGCCCACUAGACCACUACUCUGCUUGAUUCGAUCUAGCUCGUGUGCCAAUAAGGCGCGCGUACACGCGUCUCGUCGUCGAGAUCGGCAGAUCGCGCAUAGGAAUGGCGGCGGCGGUGGGGGCGGCUCGCGACGCGCCGGCGACGCCGUGGACGCUGCCGGAGGAGGGCGCGGUCUCGGGCUCGGCGCGGGAGGGGUCCGCCGACGGGUGGGCUAGGAGGAAGCGCUCGAGGUCGAGGCGCCGCCUACGCCGCGCGGCGCCCACCGAGGAGGAGCACCUCGCGGUCUGCCUCCUCAUGCUGGCGCGCGGCCAGCGCGACGCCCGCGCGCCGCCGGCGGCGCAGCAGCAGGAGCACAGGUGCUCCGUCUGCGGCAAGGCGUUCCCGUCCCACCAGGCCCUCGGCGGCCACAAGUCGAGCCACCGCGCCAGGCCGCCGCCGCCGCCGGCAGCCCCAACCCCGGCCGCCGAGGAGGAGCCGGCCGCGGCCCCGGCCCCACCAGCCGCAGCGGUGCCCUCGGCCUCGCCCGCCGCGUCCUCGUCCACGUCCGGCGCCGCCGCUGGCAGCAUCAGCGGCGGCAGCGGCAGGGUGCACGAGUGCUCCGUGUGCAGGAAGACGUUCCCGACGGGGCAGGCGCUGGGCGGCCACAAGCGCUGCCACUACGAGGGCGCCGGCGGCGGCGCCACCACCACCAACGUCCCAUCCACCAGCGCAGGAUUGAUGAGCUGCCGCGGGUUCGACCUCAACGUACCGGCCCUGCCGGACAUCAUCACCGCCGGCGAUCGGUGCAUGCCGGCGGCCGAGGAAGAGGAUGAGGUGCUCAGCCCCUUGGCCUUCAAGAAGCAGAGGCUAAUGAUCCUCGCAUAGCAUGCUCUCCGAGCCUAUCAGUGCCUGGCACCUGAUUGGAUCGAACUACUUCAACCAACAUUUAUUGCGUGCAUGCUUGCAUUUCGAGGGCGUGUGCCCUACAUAAAUAAAAAAAGCUGAAAAUCGUGGUACGCCUAAUAAACGGAACGGAGGGAGUAGUUGGUUACUCCAAGUCAUGAUCUCCUCCUCGAUUGCUUCUACUGUGUUGGGUUGCUGGAAGUGUUGGUGAGCAGCUGUACGCUUGCACGGGUCAGGUGUAGGUCUCUGAUUGCCGUAAACCUAUGUAUUUAAAUUUUAAUUCCGUAGAAUGAUUCUUUUCAUUGAUUGCUGUAAGCCUGUAAGCUUAUGUGUAUAGAAAAGAAUUGGAAUUAGAUGUGGCAUGUGAGUGCUACUAUCUUUUACUAAAUCCUUUAGUCAGUAUUUCAUAUAUGUAGAAGAAUGGAGAAGACAUAUUGGCUUGAAUAUAGCUCGCCAUUUCAAGUUGAUGGUUUUUGCCGACCAGAGUAAAUGUCAGGGCAGUAAAAAUUUAAAUCCUCAAAAGUUUUUAUGGUGUAUUGGCAUGUCAAGAUUUUGGUUUGGCAGAAAUUAGCAUCCAACCAAUCGGGCUCAUGAUGUACAUGAAGAGAUUCUCAUCAGUUUUGCCACUUGAAGUGCUAAAAAGAAAUAGUUCAGACAUAUAUUUGUUGCUUUCUUUAGUUACACAAUAUCUAUGUUAAACGUAAAGAACAACUCAA
Messenger RNA from Panicum virgatum (switchgrass), 1922 nucleotides. RefSeq names its product zinc finger protein 1-like. The coding region runs from base 427 to 1188 and encodes 253 amino acids. Gene Ontology annotation, molecular function: DNA-binding transcription factor activity. The record is from RefSeq and is a predicted model, not a curated record. NCBI's taxonomy places the organism in Eukaryota, Viridiplantae, Streptophyta, Magnoliopsida, Poales, Poaceae. The transcript has 2 exons.